This is a messenger RNA of Anopheles bellator, 3943 nucleotides long. RefSeq names its product puromycin-sensitive aminopeptidase (gene Psa). Bases 471 to 3098 code for a protein of 875 amino acids. Gene Ontology annotation, molecular function: peptide binding; metalloaminopeptidase activity; zinc ion binding. NCBI's taxonomy places the organism in Eukaryota, Metazoa, Arthropoda, Insecta, Diptera, Culicidae. The transcript is spliced from 4 exons. The record is from RefSeq and is a predicted model, not a curated record. Gene Ontology annotation, biological process: proteolysis; peptide catabolic process. Gene Ontology annotation, cellular component: cytoplasm.
CGGUCGCCUCCUCUGUUUCGCUCCGGUUCAUCUCGCCAGCCCGUCGCGAUUCCGUUUCGUUUCGGUGCCAACUUUCAUUUUCUGCCUCCGUCCCCGACUAACUGACCACCGCAGUGCAAUCGAUUACUUUCCUCUUUUUCGCUCCGUCCACACUCCGCGGUCCAGGAUUCGCAGCGUCGUCAACUCUGGUGCAUCCGAGUGGCUGGACUUCCAUCACCACCACUACUGGCACUGCUAUCAGCGGUUCUUGCGUGCGUUACUGUCGUCGACGGGUUGUGCCAUCGUCAUCAGCGUCGUCGUGGAAGUUUGUGCGUGAAAAAAGUACACUCCCGCCGUCCUCGUGGUCCGGUCGGUCCAUCGGCUCUGCUAACAGUCGUCAACCCUUCGGUAUAGUGUCGGAAGUUCAAAGGGCCCAUAGCACCGCCAUAACCACCGCCAGCAGUGACGUGUACCAAGCAGGCCAAUCCAAAAUGAAGUCCUCCAGCAAACCCAAAUUUCAACGACUGCCGACCAAUGUGUUACCGGAGCACUACGAGCUAUCGCUGAAGCCGGACCUGACGGCGCUUACCUUCGAAGGAACCAGCACAGUGCAGCUGAAGGUAAACAGCCCGACGAAUCGCAUUACGCUGAAUGCGCUCGACUUGAAGAUCCUGAAGGCGACGGUGACGUUCGGUGACGGUUCGCCCGACCCCAUCGCGGCGAAGGACAUCGAGUUCGAUGCGGGCCAGGAGACGGCGUGCUUCGUGUUUCCCGCGGAAAUCCCGGCCGGAGCGGCCUCGCUAGCGGUCGAGUUUACCGGGGAGCUGAACGACAAGAUGAAGGGGUUCUACCGGAGCAAGUACUUCACGGCGGCCGGCGAAGAACGGUACGCGGGUGUGACGCAGUUCGAGGCGACCGAGGCCCGCCUGUGCUUUCCGUGUUGGGACGAGCCGGCCCUAAAGGCCACGUUCGACAUCACGCUCACGGUGCCGCGGGACCGGGUGGCACUCUCGAACAUGCCGGUGCGCCAGGAAACCACCUCCGAAGAUGGGUCGCUGCGGGUGCUCCACUUCGACCGGACGCCCAUCAUGUCGACCUAUCUGGUGGCGGUAGUGGUCGGUGAAUACGAUUACGUCGAGGACACGUCGGCUGACGGAGUGCUGGUCCGCGUGUACACGCCGGUCGGGAAGCGCGAACAGGGCCGCUUCGCGCUGGACGUCGCGACGAAGGUGCUGCCGUAUUACAAGGACUACUUCAACAUUGCGUACCCGCUGCCCAAGAUGGAUCUGAUUGCCAUUUCCGACUUUUCCGCCGGUGCGAUGGAGAACUGGGGCCUGAUCACGUACCGCGAAACGUUCGUGCUGGUAGACCCGGAAAAUACGUCGCUCAUCCGGAAGCAGUCGAUCGCGCUGACGGUUGGGCACGAGAUCGCGCACCAGUGGUUCGGCAACCUGGUGACGAUGGAAUGGUGGACGCACCUGUGGCUGAACGAGGGCUACGCUUCGUUCGUGGAGUUCCUGUGCGUGGAUCACCUGUUCCCGGCGUACGACAUUUGGACGCAGUUCGUGACCGACAUGUACACGCGCGCCCUCGAGCUCGACUGCCUGCGGAACUCGCACCCGAUCGAGGUGCCGGUCGGGCACCCGUCCGAGAUCGACGAAAUCUUCGACGAGAUCAGCUACGACAAGGGCGCUAGCGUGAUCCGCAUGCUGCACCACUACCUGGGAGACGAGGACUUCCGGCGCGGCAUGCAUAUCUACCUGACGCGCCACCAGUACCGCAACACGAGCACCGAGGACCUGUGGAAUGCGCUGCAGGAAGCGAGCAGCAAACCGGUCGGGGCCGUCAUGUCGACGUGGAUCAAGCAGAUGGGCUUUCCGGUGGUGCGUGUCCUUUCGUCGCGCCAGCUUGCGGCCACCGACGGGAAGCCGGCGGGCCGCGUGUUGCGCAUUGCACAGGAAAAGUUCUGCGCCGACGGGUGUCAGCCGGCCGAGCCGUUCCGCUGGAUGAUUCCGGUCAACGUGUCGACGGCCAAGGCGGCUAACGCCGUGUCGACGAUGCUCGAUGGUGAUACGGUCGAGAUUACGGUUGACGGGGUCGCGGAGGACGAUUGGGUGAAGAUCAACCCGGGCACCGUCGGCUACUAUCGGACGCAGUACCCGGCCGAGAUGCUGGAACAGUUCCUUCCGGCCAUCAAGGACAUGUCGCUGCCACCGCUCGAUCGUCUCGGGCUGAUCGACGACCUCUUUGCGCUGGUGCAGGCCGGCAAAAGCUCCACCGUCGAUGCACUCAAAGUGAUCGACGCGUAUCGCAACGAAAGCAACUACACCGUCUGGUCGUCGAUCACGAACUGUCUGGCAAAGUUGCAGCUCCUGUUGGCUCACACGCCGAUCGAGCAGGAGUUUAACGCGUACGGUGUGAGACUGUACCGGCCGGUGGCCGAGAGCCUCGGUUGGGAGGUUAAGGAGGGGGAAAGCCAUCUCGACACGCUGCUCCGAUCGCUUGUCCUCAGCCGGAUGGUGUCGUUCCGGUGUCCGAAAACCGUUGCCGAAGCGAAACGAAGAUUCCAGGAGCACGCGGAGGGCAAGUGCGUUCUGCCGGCCGAUCUGCGCAGCUCGUGCUAUAAGGCGGUCCUCCAGAACGGCGACCUGGAAACGUACAACGAGAUGCUGCGCCUCUACCGGGCGACGGAUUUGCACGAGGAAAAGGAUCGCAUCUCGCGGGCCCUCGGCUCGAUCGGCAACGUCGACAUCCUGCGCAAGGUGAUCGAUUUUGCGAUGUCGGACGAGGUGCGCGCUCAGGACUCGGUCUUUGUGAUCGUGUCGGUGGCGAUGAAUCCGCGCGGCCGCGACAUCAGCUGGGACUACUUCCGGGAGCGCUGGCAGGUGCUGCUCAACCAGUACGAGGGAGGCUUCCUGCUCGCCCGGCUGAUCAAAUACCUGACGGAGAACUUCUCGACCGAGGAGCGGGCCCAGGAGGUGGAACAGUUCUUCCGCGAGCACGAGUUCGCCGGCACCGAGCGUACCGUGUCGCAAUCGAUCGAAACGAUUCGCCUCAACGCGAACUGGUUGCGGCGCGAUCUCGACACCAUUACCGCCUACCUGAAGCAACAGCAGUAAUCCAUCGGCCGCGAUGGGUUGCUACAAUCGCGAUCACCAAAAUGCCCCUCAACCGUGUGCCAUCGUCUUCAGGAACGGGGUCCAGGGUGGGACAAAAUCCGGAUCCUAGCCCCGCAGCAGGGGCUGUAGCCAGAGAUGCAAUCGCCCGGACUCGGCACGGCAAACAGUAAUAGGCUCUUGUGUAUGUGUGGAAGCGGUGCUUCCCCCGUGUGAAUAUGCGUUGUGUGCAUGCGUGUGUUUAGUGCAUUUUCGCACAAUGGUUUUCUGUUUUGUUACUUCGUUUGUUAUCUUAGAGAAUAAUUUAGAUUGCGUAGUGUAACGGUCGGCGACCGGAACCGAUUAAAAGCGCGUACCAUUUACAGGCAUGUGCAGAAGCGCGCGUUCCUUUUUCUAGUUCGUUUCCCUUUUUGUUGCUUGUUUAUUUCGUUUGGCUUUUGCGUUCCAGAAGAAAUUGUGUACUGUUUCGUGCCUUUAUCGUUACUUUUUCCUUUUCACUGCAUUGCAUUUAAACCAAAGUACGCACGGUUGAUACGCGCUCGUCGAAACAAGAAGAAAUGUAGAUCGUAAGCUAGGAAGCAGGAACGACAAGAUUGGCCCCUUCGUUGCGACAAAACACUGACCGCGAUCCUCCUCGGGAUUGUUGCCUUUACUCCCUAUUUAUGUGUGUCCCUGCGUACGAGACGGCACUGAUAAGCAACACCAAAAGUACGCAAAAUCAUAAAUACGACGCCUUUGCGCUGCUAUGAAAAUAUACAACCGAGGACAAUUAUCACAUGAAAGCUCCCCGGAAAACGGAAACAAACGCAGUACACCCUAAGUUUGUAUUUUAACGAGCAAUAAAAAUA